AAUGAAAUGGGCCUUUGGAUUGUUCCAAUGAUUGGGUGGCUAAGAUUCCUUAUCCACAAGAAAAUCCAAUGUUCCCGUUAACUCUCUCUCUCUUUCUCUUCGGACACAGUCACCUUCGUCUGGUCUUUGCGUCUGGCCAUGGAUGCUUCUCUCGUAAUUAAUCAGUCUCUGUCUCGCAUCAUCAAACUUUCCCCUAUUCCCAAAUCUAGUGCUCUCUCCCUUCAAUCCUUUACGAUCAGACAGAUCCGGAACCGACUGUGUUUCCGAGCCAUAUCUGCCGUGCAAAGGAACUACGAAACGGCCUCCUCCGUGGAAGACGAUGAGUCGUACGGAGAAGUGAACAGGAUAAUUGGAAGCCGGAUGGCGGGAAGCGGCGCCGCCAUGGAGUAUCUGAUCGAGUGGAAGGACGGCCAUUCGCCGUCGUGGGUCCCAUCCAGCUACAUCGCAGCAGACGUGGUGUCGGAGUACGAGACCCCGUGGUGGACCGCCGCGAGGAAAGCCGACGAACAGGCCCUGGCGCAGCUUCUGGAGUCGACGGAGGGUCGCGACAUCAACGCCGUAGACGAAAACGGCAGGACGGCGCUCCUGUUCGUGGCGGGGCUGGGUUCGGACAAGUGCGUAAGGCUUCUGGCGGAGGCAGGAGCCGACCUGGACCACCGGGACAUCAGGGGCGGGCUAACGGCGCUGCACAUGGCGGCUGGAUACGUGAAGCCGGAAGUGGUGGCGGCGCUGGUGGAGCUCGGGGCCGAUGCGGAGGUGGAAGAUGAGAGAGGGUUAACGGCGCUGGAGCUGGCGAAGGAGAUCCUGAAGACGACGCCGAAGGGGAAUCCGAUGCAGUUCGGGAGGAGACUGGGGCUGGAGAAGGUGAUCAGAGUCCUGGAAGGACAAGUGUUCGAGUACGCGGAGGUGCAGGAGAUCGUGGAGAAACGAGGGAAAGGCAAUGACGUGGAAUAUCUGGUCAAAUGGAAGGACGGUGGAGAGUGCGAGUGGGUGAAAGGCGUACACGUGGCGGAAGACGUAGUCAAGGACUACGAGGCUGGCCUGGAGUACGCCGUAGCGGAGAGAGUGAUGGGGAAGAGGAUGGGUGACGAUGGCAAGACGGAGUAUCUUGUGAAAUGGACUGAUAUGGCUGAUGCCACGUGGGAGCCUCAGGAGAACGUCGACUCUAGCCUUGUUCUACUCUACGAACAAGAGGCCCAGCCUCCUCCUAUUCACGGCCCACCUACUCAAUGAGUUCUGUUUUGUUUCUUUCUAAUGAAUUUGUUGCUUCUUCACUGAAAACAUUUUUUUACAAAGAAGCAUUUUAUUUGACGACUUGAUCAAUCUUGUUAUAACUUGUAUACAAAGCUUAGAAACUUAAAAAAAAAAAAAAUCACGUUCAGGAGGAGA
This is a messenger RNA of Eutrema salsugineum, 1389 nucleotides long. Its product is annotated as signal recognition particle 43 kDa protein, chloroplastic. Gene Ontology annotation, molecular function: protein binding. NCBI's taxonomy places the organism in Eukaryota, Viridiplantae, Streptophyta, Magnoliopsida, Brassicales, Brassicaceae. The record is from RefSeq and is a predicted model, not a curated record. Bases 139 to 1233 code for a protein of 364 amino acids. The transcript has a single exon.